Messenger RNA from Coregonus sp. 'balchen', 14963 nucleotides. Lineage: Eukaryota; Metazoa; Chordata; Actinopteri; Salmoniformes; Salmonidae. The record is from the annotation of a GenBank genome assembly.
GGGCGGCGGCGUGCACUGUAGAACCCAACCUGCGGACAGAAAAGAAACAGGGACAGUAAAUACUGCGCACGUACACCGGGGAGACACGACUAACUGUAGCGAGGAUGGCGUCACUCAGCCUGGGGCUGCAUGUAGCUCGCAAACGGGGCGCUGCCAGAAGCGGAGCUGUGGAGAGGAGGAAUCUACUGACUGUCUGCAGGUAAAAUAAUGCUUGGCUUGAUUGUGUUAAUUUAAAUAAAUGUCCGCAUUCUUACGCGACUGGUGUGAAUGUGUGUGGACGCUGUUGAAGAAGGUAGGCUAAUUGGUGGUAUAGGCUAUAUUUCUAAACAGCGCACAUAACCGAGCUUCCUUUGUCUCGCUUCAGUUACAUCGCGUUUACAUUACAGUAUUGAUGAUGUUGUUGUAUCGAGAUGAACUGUAGCCUAUGACGCCGCACUAGUUCUGAGGGGUCUCCAAUGGUCACACACACACUACCGCCACCUAUGAGCCUUAAUUAAUCAUUCAUGGAAUCACAGUUUCCUUCAUUAAUUAGCUGCCUACUCAAUACCAGUAUAGUCUAUAGAUUUCACAUGAACGAAGACAAUUCAACACACAGGUAUGAAUUGGCACGGAACAGAGCAAUGUGUGAGGAUUCUCCUAAAUUAUUCAUCUGAAGUCUCAUGCUCUUCGAACAGUAUAAAUAAUAAUAAUAGUUUGGUGGGUGCUUAUAUUUGUCCUAUUUCACACAUGUGCAAGUGUGUGUGUUUUAGAUAGCUGUAGUGAUGUCAUUCUCUGUGGAUGACAUCAUGCUGUUGAACACCCUAUCAAGUGUGAGGCAACAUCAGAUCCAGCCUUAUGCCCCCUGUGGUUCUAGUGAAGAGAUAGAUGGUCUAUCUCCUAUACCUAGUCUAUGUUGUAGAUAUAUGCUACAUACUCCCACUCAAUCAGUAGAUACUUCAGCCCACUUUUUGCUUCUCCCACACAUGGUCACGGGUGUAUCAACAUUAAAGAUCUCUGGUAUCAGAAAGCAGGGAGUGGGCAUUGUACUCACAUGUCCCCAGGGCUGGUGAGGAACCCACAACAACAGCAGAGUUAUCCCUUUCUGGAGUGGCUUUUCACAACAUCAUUGUCAGUGUUUUAUCCAGGAAUUUCACUGUUCUAAAAGGUUUCAUGUGCAGUUCUUGUGAUAUAAUUUAGUUGGUUUGGUGAACAAUGCUCACGUGAUGAGUAACCUUGCCUGAUUCCCGAAGACUCAUGUUAGCUCACUAAGCUAAUGCCUAGGCUUUAUCUCAGUGAGCUAAAUCGAGAGCUUGGGACUAUAAGGUUCUAUCUGCAUUUUUGUCCAAAUUGAGUUUUUGACAUAGCCUUGUUCUGUUCAAUGUUCUCUACCAAUAUAGUACUCUAAAUACCCCCAAUUCGUGUUAAGUGCAAAAGAAUACAAGAUAAAAAUCACUGACACCAUUCAAACAAAUGAGGAUUCUGAACUUUAAAGCCAAUUAUCUCAGAAUCAUAAUUUUGCAGAUAGAACCUUAUAGUCCCAAGCUCUCAAAAUCUUAGUUGAGGUAUGCAGAGCACUUGGGUUCAAUAUACUUUAGUUUAUAGUGAGCAACUGCUCUAGUCUUAAUAAUCGCUAUGAGUCAUCAGGACCGAGUCUGCCUAAGCAGAAAAACCAAUGAUCUGAAUAACGAAAAUAUAAAUCCUGUGGAAUUCAUUCAUAUCCAAUCAAACACUGCUGCAGAACAUGAAUAGAUGCAGUUCAUUGGUUUCAUUGAUUUAAUAUGCAGACAAGGCUGUGAAGUUCCUCUGUGUCCUCAUCACUAAGGAAUUAUCAUGGUCCACACACACCAACACAGUCGUGAAGAAGGCACGACAACGCCUCUUCCCCCUCAGGAGGCUGAAAAGAUUCGGCAUGGGCCCUCCGAUCCUCAAAAAGCUCUACAGCUGCACCAUUGAGAGCAUCUUGACUGGCUGCAUCACCGCUUGGUAUGGUAACUGCUUGGCGUCUGACCGGAAGGCGCUACAGAGGGUAGUGCGUACGGCCCAGUUUAUCACUGGGGCUGAGCUCCCUGCCAUCCAUGUGGUCCUCUGUAGCUCAACUGGUAGAGCACGGCGCUUGUAACGCCAAGGUAGUGGGUUCGAUCCCCGGGACCACCCAUACACAAAAAAAAUGUAUGCACGCAUGACUGUAAGUCGCUUUGGAUAAAAGCGUCUGCUAAAUGGCAUAUUAUAUUAUAUUAUUAUUAUCCUGAACCUCUAUACCAGGUAGUGUCUGAGGAAGGCCCUAAAAAUGGUCAGACUCCAGCCACCCAAGUCAUAGACUGUUCUCUCUGCUACCACAUGGCAAGCGGUACCGAUGCACCAAGUCUGGAACCAUCAGAACCUUGAACAGCUUCUACCCCCAACCCAUAAGACUGCUAAAUAGUUAGUCUGGGUAGCUAUUGGUUAACUAUUUAACUAUCUGCAUUGACCCUUUUUGCACUAACUACGCUGCUGAUACUGUUAUCUAGCCUGUUGCCUAGUCACUUUAUACCUACCUAUAUGUACAUAUCUACAGUGGGGGAAAAAAGUAUUUAGUCAGCCACCAAUUGUGCAUGUUCUCCCACUUAAAAAGAUGAGAGAGGCCUGUAAUUUUCAUCAUAGGUACACGUCAACUAUGACAGACAAAAUGAGGGAAAAAAAUCCAGAAAAUCACAUUGUAGGAUUUUUAAUGAAUUUAUUUGCAAAUGAUGGUGGAAAAUAAGUAUUUGGUCAAUAACAAAAGUUUCUCAAUACUUUGUUAUAUACCCUUUGUUGGCAAUGACACAGGUCAAACGUUUUCUGUAAGUCUUCACAAGGUUUUCACACACUGUUGCUGGUAUUUUGGCCCAUUCCUCCAUGCAGAUCUCCUCUAGAGCAGUGAUGUUUUGGGGCUGUCGCUGGGCAACACAGACUUUCAACUCCCUCCAAAGAUUUUCUAUGGGGUUGAGAUCUGGAGACUGGCUAGGCCACUCCAGGACCUUGAAAUGCUUCUUACGAAGCCACUCCUUCGUUGCCCGGGCAGUGUGUUUGGGAUCAUUGUCAUGCUGAAAGACCCAGCCACGUUUAAUCUUCAAUGCCCUUGCUGAUGGAAGGAGGUUUUCACUCAAAAUCUCACGAUACAUGGCCCCAUUCAUUCUUUCCUUUACACGGAUCAGUCGUCCUGGUCCCUUUGCAGAAAAACAGCCCCAAAGCAUGAUGUUUCCACGCCCAUGCUUCACAGUAGGUAUGGUGUUCUUUGGAUGCAACUCAGCAUUCUUUGUCCUCCAAACACGACGAGUUGAGUUUUUACCAAAAAGUUCUAUUUUGAUUUCAUCUGACCAUAUGACAUUCUCCCAAUCCUCUUCUGGAUCAUCCAAAUGCACUCUAGCAAACUUCAGACGGGCCUGGACAUGUACUGGCUUAAGCAGGGGGACACGUCUGGCAAUGCAGGAUUUGAGUCCCUGGCGGCGUAGUGUGUUACUGAUGGUAGGCUUUGUUACUUUGGUCCCAGCUCUCUGCAGGUCAUUCACUAGGUCCCCCCGUGUGGUUCUGGGAUUUUUGCUCACUGUUCUUGUGAUCAUUUUGACCCCACAGGGUGAGAUCUUGCGUGAAGCCCCAGAUCGAGGGAUUUUAUCAGUGGUUUUGUAUGUCUUCCAUUUCCUAAUAAUUGCUCCCACAGUUGAUUUCUUCAAACCAAGCUGUGGAGUUUGGAGUGUGACUGUUUGAGGUUGUGGACAGGUGUCUUUUAUACUGAUAACAAGUUCAAACAGGUGCCAUUAAUACAGGUAAGGAGUGGAGGACAGAGGAGCCUCUUAAAGAAGAAGUUACAGGUCUGUGAGAGCCAGAAAUCUUGCUUGUUUGUAGGUGACCAAAUACUUAUUUUCCACCAUAAUUUGCAAAUAAAUUCAUUAAAAAUCCUACAAUGUGAUUUUCUGGGGAAAAAAAAUCUCAAUUUGUCUGUCAUAGUUGACGUGUACCUAUGAUGAAAAUUACAGGCCUCUCUCAUCUUUUUAAGUGGGAGAACUUGCACAAUUGGUGGCUAAAUACUUUUUUCCCCCACUGUACACACACACACACACACACAUACACACACACACACCCACAUGUGCACACGCACCAUAUUUGAUUGAACAGGGCUGUAUAAACCCCAAAGCUACAUCCAGACGGUAUCAAUGUAAAAAAAAAACACCCUCACCCUAUAAAAGCCAAUCCAUUCCUAUAGGUAGUUUACUCACUCUGUUAGGCGUGUGUUGAGUUCUCCCGUCUCGUUGACGUCGAACCAGCCGAUCUCCUGCUGCAUGAUGCAGUGGAAGAAGAGCUUCCUGAGGCGCUUGACCUGCCUGCCUGCCGCCAGUGUCCAGAAGGCCACCUGCAUGUAGGCUGCUACCAACACCACCGCACCUAUUAUAGAGUAGUAGAUAGCAUGGCUGAAACACACAGACAUACAGCUGGUCAAUACACACACAUCUGGACACACACAACCUUAAUGAUGGUUUGUAGAUAACUGGGACAUAGGGGCACAGUUUAGCGAAUAAUGACAUUGUAAACAUAACGGUGACACAGGGCAUUACCUGUCAGUGCACAUACUGUAUGUGUGUUUACAUUACGCAGGUGAAUCUAUACGUAUAUAUCUAUACAAAAUACCAUCCAUUAUGGAGUAAAUAGCAAGGGUACAGUGUAGUGUGUUACUGAUGGUAGGCUUUGUUACUUUGGUCCCAGCUCUCUGCAGGUCAUUCACUAGGUCCCCCCGUGUGGUUCUGGGAUUUUUGCUCACCGUUCUUGUGUUCAUUUUGACCCCACGGGGUGAGAUCUUGCGUGGAGCCCCAGAUCGAGGGAGAUUAUCAGUGGUCUUGUAUGUCUUCCAUUUCCUAAUAAUUGCUCCCACAGUUGAUUUCUUCAAACCAAGCUGCUUACCUAUUGCAGAUUCAGUCUUCCCAGCCUGGUGCUGGUCUACAAUUGUUUUUCUGGUGUCCUUUGACAGCUCUUUGGUCUUGGCCAUAGUGGACUUUGGAGUGUGACUGUUUGAGGUUGUGGACAGGUGUCUUUUAUACUGAUAACAAGUUCAAACAGGUGCCAUUAAUACAGGUAACGAGUGGAGGACAGAGGAGCCUCUUAAAGAAGAAGUUACAGGUCUGUGAGAGCCAGAAAUCUUGCUUGUUUGUAGGUGACCAAAUACUUAUUUUCCACCAUAAUUUGCAAAUAAAUUCAUAAAAAAUCCUACAAUGUGAUUUUCAGGAUAUUUUUUCCUCAAUUUGUCUGUCAUAGUUGACGUGUACCUAUGAUGAAAAUUACAGGCCUCUCUCAUCUUUUUAAGUGGGAGAACUUGCACAAUUGGUGGCUGACUAAAUACUUUUUUUUCCCACUGUAUCUCAAUUACCUCGCACCCCUGCACAUGGACUCGGUACUGGUACCCCGUGUAUUUAGCCAGCCCAGGUUAUUGUUACUCAUUGUGUAUUUAUUCCUCGUGUUAUCAUUUUUCUAUUAUUUAUUUGGUUCUCUCUGCAUUGUUGGGAAGGGCCCAUCAGUAAGCAUUACACUGUUCGUCUACAUCUGUUUUUUACGAAGCAUGUGACAAAUCAUUUUGAAUGUCAUCUAACAUGCUCUGGGAAAUGUAAUUUCUAAUCACUGAUGUUCAGACAGACAGACAGAGAGAGAGGGGCAUGGGGGAAAUAGAGUUCCAGAGAAAUAUUAAGAUGGAAGGAGACAGAAAGAGACAGGGGAGGAGGGUGGUAAAAGGGAGACAGUAAUGACAGUAAGGUGUGGAUAAGGACAACAGUAACAGCUUUAGGUCUGAACUUUUUGUUGAUGAUGAGGAUUCACUCGUACGCAGGGUAAACGGGCACUCAUUUAAUAAGUUAUCCUGAGAGCUCUGAGCAGCUGUGUCUACACUUCAUCAGACCUGUGUGUUCUUAGAAGUGGAGGAGUAGGCCACUAAAAGCGUCUGGUGAUUCAUGCUGUGUGUUUAUUCUCUCUCUCUUUCUCUCACAGACUAUCUGUUUCUCUUUCUCUCACUCUCUCCGUCUCCUCCUCCCUCCCCCUCCUCUCAAUUCAAUUUCAAUUUAAGGGCUUUUUUGGCAUGGGAAACGUAUGUUAACAUUGCUAAAGCAAGUGAAGUAGAUAGUAAACAAAAGUGAAAUAAACUAUAAAUAUUAACAGUAAACAUUACUCUCUCUGUCUCCUCCUCUCUCCGUCUCUUCCUCUUUCUGUCUCCUCCUCUCUCUGACUCCUCCUCCCUCCCCCUCCUCUCUCUGUCUCCUCCUCUCUCUGUCUCCUCCUCUUUCUGUCUCCCCCUCCUCUCUCUGACUCCUCCUCUCUACCCCUCCUCUCUCUGUCAGGAGUAUACAUAAUGGAAAAAACUGAAAACCUUAUUGUCUGUCCUGUUUAGAUAAAGCUCCGUCUGCCCAGUCACCCCACUGCCACUUAACCUGCCCGGUCACCCCACUGCCACUUAACCUGCUACUGUGUGUCUGUGCAGUACAAGCCCCACAGCACAGAGAUGACUGUUGCAUCUCACCAACAUGGAAAUCAGUCCAUGUAAGACUAUUGAGAUGCAUCCCUGUACUCCAGAAUCAACACACGCACACAGACACAGAGUCAUUUCCUGUGUUUGCUUCAUUCCAUUAACUCUCCUCGGUGCUUGAUAACCUAGACACUGAUUAGAGAGUCUCUCUGGUCUGGAGCCCUAUAGUUGUUGUCAUGCCCCACAGUCUGACCUCCGUGUAAUCUAUCUAUGCUUAUAUGACACCGUGUUUGUGGAAUGAUUAUUUGGAGAUCUGAAGGGAAAAAAAGUAUUGUCAAUGUUUUUUUCAAUAUUGUCAACGCUCCACUGAUCCAGUGUGCAGUAGAGAGAUAGUGUUUCCUAAAGCCUCUAAAUCAUCUGUUCAGUCAGAGAUGAUCUCCUCUCCCUAGAGUCACAUUUAACAGCAUGUCAGAGAGGAACACGCAGAUCCUGUUGGAAACCAGUGCAGACUCAGUGAAAACUCUCUCUCUCUCUGUGUGUGCAGGUUUUCAGUGAAGACGUUGAUUGACCGCUCCUGUUUAGAGACGAUAGAUGACUCGUCUCCAGAGUUCACCAACUUCGUCUCCAUCCUGGAACAGAUCCUCAGUCACAGACUCAAAGGUAUAGUAACACACACACGCUAAAAGCCCUUCCCAUCUGGACCACUGCAGGCUUACUAAGUAUACAAGUUAAUAUGCCACCGAUAAAUGUAGCAAUCUCAUUGUCUCUCUCUCUCCCUCCCUCCCUUCUCUACUCCCUCUCUCUCUUUCUCUCCCUCUGUGCCGUACUCUCUCUCCCUCCCCUAUUCUCUCUCUCUCUCUGUCUGUCUCUCUCUCUCUCUCUGUCCCUCCCUGUCUCCCUUCUCCCAGGUCAGACUAUGUGGUUUGGUUAUGAGAGUCCUCGUAGUUUCUGGGACUAUGUGAAGGCAGCCUGCAGUAAAGUCUCUCACAGCUGCAUCCACAGCAUUGAGAGCAUGGAGAACGCACGGUCCUCCAGAGCUAAGGUGUGUGUGUGUGUGUGUGUGUGAGAGAAGCCUUGAGCCAUGGAUCUUAAUGAUAACAUCAAUAUUCCCACGGAUCGAAGACACACACACACAACUCUCUCAGCCUUUUCCGCUGGAUGAAAUUACACACAGAACAAAAGACAGCUUUGUUCAGAAGCUUUAAACAAUAAAUACUGUAGUGCUGUGCAAGAGAAUGCCACAGCUCAGGCACAAGCACACAUGCGUGCAGGUGCACAAACUCAAUCAGCUGACUGUGGCGAAGUAGGAAGGGCAGUAUGUAUUUGUAUUAUAAUGAUGUCUGUUUUAAAGAGCUACUAUGCAGGCCUUCUGAUGUAUAAUGGGAACUUAAGAACUGUGUGUGUGUGUCCACAGGGCCGGGCGUGGAUCAGACUGGUGCUGAUGGAGAAGAGGCUGUCUGAGUACAUCUCCUCCGCCUUGAGGGACUUCAAAACCACCAGGUCUUUCUCUCUGACACACACACAGAGAUGCACACAGACACACACAAAAUAUCAAUACAAAACACCAGACCGAACUACAUCUGUGUUGAGUGUUGGUUUUAGUUACUCUGAGGAUGGAGUUAGUGUGUGUGUGUGUGUUGUUUAGAAGUGUUCUGAGGAUGGAACUAGUGUGUGUAUUGAGUGUGUGUUCUAUGUUGUGUGUAGGAGAUGGUAUGAGGAUGGGGCCAUCAUGCUAGGUGAGGAGGCGGGGCUGCUAGCAGAUACACUCAUCUGUCUCAACACCAUCGACUUCAGGUACUCGUAUAUAUCAUACUGUAUAUUAUUUAUAUUUGGUUAUUAUAGUGUUGCUGAGUCAGAGCUCAGGUUAUACAGUAAAGUACUCAUUAAAAGUAUAUUUUCCUCUGGUGGUUAGCUUCUGUCUGAAAGGGGAGGGGCUGAAUGGAAGCUGCCCAGCGGUGAUUGACUAUACGCCCUAUCUGAAGUUCAUUCAUAGGUAUGUGGGCUUCAAUCUUUUAGUCCUUUAACCUUUACCUGCUAUUAUGUACCCUUCCCCCUGUACGUGCCCUAUGAAUUGAACUCCUACCCCCUCUGUAGUACCCUCUGAAAUGUGCCCUUUCCCCCUGUGUAGUGCAGACAGCAUCAGCAGUGAUGAGGAGGAGUUGAGGACCCUGGGGAGCAGCGGCAGCGAGAAGAGCACCCCUGAAAAGAUGGCCGCCAGCACUGCGGCGGCCAUCUUCACUGAGCAGAGCAGCUGGGUCAGCAAGUGUAAACGACUAGAGCAGAAAUACCGCAUGGCACUGGAACAGAAGGUAACGUCUCAGUGUGUGUGUAGUGUACGUGUUGCGGCAGAACACUGUAUUGCACUAUAGGAUGCAGGUGUAUGUGUGCAUUUGUGCAUGAGACACUGAGACUGUGAGGUGUCUGUGAGGAAUAAUUGGAAAGUUUGAUUUCUAAAUGUCAGGCUAACUGUCAGUGCUCUGCUGAGGAAAUGGAAACACACACACACACACACACACAGCUUGAUAUCAUCCAUUCCAUCCUCACCGGAGUACAAAUCUAUAGUGCCUCCUUUACCAAAAUAAAGAUCUUCCCUUGUUUAUCUGAUUUGCUACUGCAAAAAAUGUAAUACUGCAACAACUCACUGUUGUGUGUGUGUGUGGGUGUGCCAGUGUUAUCUGGAAGAGAUGGUUCGUCUGAGAGAGGCCCAGCUGUCUCAAGCGAUGUCCCAGAACAAAGCUCUUCAGCAGAGAUUAACAGACACACACCUCUCACACACACUGGAGAAGGAACAACUAGAAUACAUCGUACUGGAGCUCCAGGACCAACUGUGAGUGUGUGUAUCUGUGAGUGUGAGUGGGUGGAAUGACCAGCUGUGUGACCUUUGAAUCACAGCGAGAGGGCCAGGGAAUGCAGGAGUAGUGCACACAGCUAUAUCUUACUAUACCUGUGAGGACUUUUUGGGGACCAACAACCGUAACCCCUAAACCUAACCACUAACCCUAACCACUAACCCUAAACCUAACCACUAACCCUAAUUAUAACCCUAAACCUAACCCCUAAGACUAAAAUAGCCUUUUUACAAGUGAGGACUGGCAAAAUGUUCUCACUUCUCUGAAUUUUAGUUGGUUUACUAUUCUUGUGAGGACUUCUGGUACUUACAAGUAUAGUAAAAUGUGUGUGUGUGAUGCAAUUAUUUAUUAUUAUAGUUUUGGGGUUUAAUAUUAGUUUAAAGAUUUUUUUUUGAAAUUCAGUUUAGUUUCAGUUAGUUUUCAAAUCCACUUGUCUUUAAUUUAGUUUAAGUUUUAUGAAGAAAAUAAUUAUUUAGUUUUUAUAUUUUUCAGUUUUAGUUUUAGUGUUAGGGACAGAAAGUAGCCUAUGCCACUAUGGGCCAGUAAUACAUGAUGAUGGUGAUGGGUCAGAUCAUAGGUUAGGUUAGGUUUAAGGUAGACUCAGCGAGAUGACGUACAGUGCAUUCAGAAAAUAUUCAGACCCCUUGACUUUUUUCACAUUUUGUUACGUUACAGCCUUAUGCAAUCUACACACAAUACCCCAUAAAGACAAAGCAAAAACCGUUUUUUUUGUGAAUUUUUUGCAAAUGUAUUACAUAAAAAAAAAAACUGAAAUAUCAUAAGCAUUCAGACCCUUUACUUAGUACUUUGUUGAAGCACCUUUGGCAGCGAUUAUAGCCUAGAGUAUUCUUGGGUAGGAUGCUACAAGCUUGGCACACCUGUAUUUGGGGAGUUUCUCCCAUCCUUCUCUGCAGAUCCUCUCAAGCUCUGUCAUGUUGGAUGGGGAGCGUCGCUGCACAGCUAUUUUCAGGUUUCUCCAGAGAUGUUCGAUCGGGUUCAAAUCUGGGCUCUGGCUGGGCCACUCAAGGACAUUCAGAGACUUGUCCCGAAGCCACUCCUGUGUUGUCAUUGCUGUGUGCUUAGGGACGUUGUCCUGUUGGAAGGUAAACCUUCGCCCCAGUCUGAGGUCCUGAGCGCUCUGGAGCAGGUUUUCAUCAAGGAUCUCUCUCUGUACUUUGCUCCGUUCAUCUUUCCCCUCAAACCUGACUAGAUUCCCAGUCCCUGCCGCUGAAAAACAUCCCCACAGCAUGAUGCUGCCACCACCAUGCUUCAUCAGACCAGAGAAUCUUGUUUCUUAUGGUCUGACAGUCCUUUAGGUGCCUUUUGGCAAACUCCAAGCAGGCUGACAUGUGCCUUUUACUGAGGAGUGGCUUCCGUCUGGCCACUCUACCAUAAAGGCCUGAUUGGUGGAGUGCUGCAGAGAUGGUUGUCCUUCUGGAAAGUUCUCCCAUCUCCACAAAGGAUCUCUGGAGCUCUGUCAGAGUGACCAUCUGGUUCUUGGUCACCUCCCUGACCAAGGCCCUUCUCCCCUGGUUGCUCAGUUUGGCCGGGUGGCCAGCUCUAGGACGAGUCUUGGUGGUUCCAAACUUCUUCCAUUUAAGAAUGAUGGAGGCCACUGUGUUCUUGGGGACCUUCAAUGCUGCAGACAUUUUUUGGUACCCUUCCCCAGACUUGUGCCUCGACACAAUCCUGUCUCGGAGCUCUACGGACAAUUCCUUCGACCUCAUGGCUUGGUUUUUGCUCUGACAUUCAUUGUCAAGUGUGGGACCUUUCCAAAUCAUGUCCAAUCAAUUGAAUUUACCACAGGUGAACUCCAAGUUGUAGAAACAUCUCAAGGAUGAUCAAUGGAAACAGGAUGCACCUGAGCUCAAUUUCGAGUCUCAUAGCAAAGGGUCUGAAUACUUAUGUAAAUAAGGUAUUUCUGUUUUUUAUUUGUAAUAUAUUUGCUAAAAUGUCUAAACCUGUUUUUGCUUUGUCAUUAUGGGGUAUUGUGUGUAGAUUGAUGAGGAUCCGUAAAAAAAAAAAUCAAUUUUAGAAUAAGGCUGUAACGUAACAAAAUGUGGAAAAAGUCAAAGGGUCUGAAUACUUUCCAAAUGCACUGUAGAUGCACCAAGUAAACCGUAGUAGUGGGUAAAUUUCCACAACAACUAAGAGCGUUGAAGCGAGGCUAAACUUCUCCGCUGUUUUGGUCCCGUAGCUACCACGUUGCAUCAUGCAAAUCUCAAUGGCUGUGUUAGAGCGGAUCACUUUUGUCAAGUCGGUCACUGCCUUUCAAAGUGUGUUGCAUUCUGAGGAUAAAAAUUGUCUGACUUGCACCUACAUGUUAACUGCAUGAACUUUACAAAAAUGUGAUCAAAGGUCAUGAAGUCUUGACUGCAGUCAACUGCAAGUUUCUGCUCCUUCACCAACUUCAUCCUGCAGCCAUCGCCUUCAUUGUGGGAAGCUCUAUUGUCAACCAAUCAUUAGGUUUUUUUUGUUUGACCCAAGCUAACGUGACCAAAGACAUGACUGAAACAGGAACCAAUUUGCUGCGAUUUAUGUAUACAGUGGAUAUAUACACAUAAAUGUGAUAUUUGAGGCUUUCUCUCACUAAUUGAUUGUACAAUGUACGCACACAUUAUUAUAUUAUAUUUCAGUUUGUGAGUGUGUGAUAAGGGGGUUAGAUACAUGUUUAUUUCGACAUUAUAAAGAAAACAUUUUAUAAACAAUGGCAACACUGCCAUGUUGAUCUGAGCUGUUGGAAAACCACAUUAGUGUCCGACUUUCGGCUGUCGCAGAUGCACCGCCACCGACUUCACUCCUCAACUUUUGUCUACAGUCGGUUGCUUUAGCCUUACCACUGAAACGCCCCCAAUAUUUGCGGUGCUGCUCAUGGCAACGUCAUCUUGCUGAGUCUACCUUUAAAUCUCAAUGUUGGCUGCCAGAUUCAAAAUUUUGGAGUCAAAGAUAAUAGUUUCAGUAUAGUUUUAGUUUUUCAAACUGAUUUCUUAAUUAUUAUAUUUCAGUUAACUAAACAGUUUUUUCAUAAUUAGUUUUAGUUUACUAUAAUAACCUUGGUGUGAUGACUUGGCCUGUGUGAGUCAUCAGAAUGCCUGUGUACAUAGGAGGUACUUUGGGUUUGGUUGAAGUUAGUUUAUCAAUGAGAGAGUCUCUAAAUGAAUGGUGUGAUCAAUUUGAUCUCUUCCUUUCCACCCUCUGUGAUCGAUAUUUUAAUUUGGGCCGUGAGGAUUUUCUUUGCAGUUUCAACCCCAGCAUUUGGAAAGCUGUCUCAUCUCUCAAACCAAUGAUCAGUCAGGGGUAUGGAUUUACAGACACAACAGAGAGAGGUAGAGGGAGAGAUGAGAGCGAGGUAGAGGGAGAGAUGAGAGAGCGAGGUAGAGGGAGAGAUGAGAGAGCGAGGUAGAGGGAGAGAUGAGAGAGCGAGGUAGAGGGAGAGAUGAGAGAGCGAGGUAGAGGGAAAGGUAGAGCGAGAGAGAAAAGGAGAAGGUGAGGAGAGAAUAGAUUGCAGAGAGAGAGAAUGGGCUGCGUAGCAUAUUUUGGGACAGAAUGUUCCAGGAACACAAUAUGAGGAACUAGUGUAUGACAGUAGAGGUGUGUGUGUGUGUGUGUGUGUGUGUGUGUGUGUGUGUGUGUUUCAUCCUGCUCAAGGACGGUGCUGAAGAACCAUGACUUGAGGUCCAGACAAGAACUGACCGCACAUCUGACCAAUCAGUGGCCUUCACCCGGUGCCAUGGAUACCAAUGCUGUUGCCUUGGAUACCAUGCUGUACAGGAAUAGGGUGGGGCAGUGGGAGGAGUAUGUAAACAAGGAUUAAUUCAUAUUCCACAACUUCCUCACUUCCUUACACACCAUAGUAUGAUUUUACACGGUCCACCCAAAUGUGGUGACACAGUAGAUUAAUACAUAUAUAUACUGUGCCUGUGAGAAAAGUGCUGUGACAUGAAUAUGAUUUUUAACAUUCCAAAUGGUUAGUCCAGUAUAGCCGUCAGACUAUUGAGAUGCAUCCAGAGAGUCCGCUCUAAUAUGUAUGUGUGUGUUCUACAGGAAGAGUUUCCAGAGCCUAGAGCAGAUGUCUGCUGCUAUGAGUCUGUCCCAGACCUCUCUGGAGCCCUCACACACACUCAACCUGGACACCAGACCAGCCAGCUCACAAUGGCACCACCACGGUGUGUGUGUGUGCAUGCGUGCGUUUCUGUGCUAUCCCCCACUACCAAUAAAUAAUAUAGUUAUUUUGUGCAUGUGUGUUAACCCCCUCUUUUGCUCCCCAGGGAAGGAGGACACCCCCUCUCUGAUAGGUCUGUGUGGGUCUCUGCAGUCAGUAGCCAGCUAUAAGUCUCUGGCCAGCCUGAAGUCCAGUGAGUGUCUGGUCAGCCCCACCACAGAGAUAACCAGUCCUGGCCUCACCCCGUCCUAGAACCAGAGACCAAGAGACCCAGCACAUGGCCUGGAGAAAGAGAGCCAGAUGAUUUGGAUCCUGGAAUCUGGAAUUGGAACUCAGACUUUUGAAUAACAUUCCACCCCAUCCCCUCCUAAACCAAGAUAUCUAACCUCGUUCCCAGGCUCAAUUGAUAGAUUACCAGAGAUACAACACAGGGUGUAGAAUCAGACAACUGUGUGCAUAGAGAUGUAUUGAUUUAUUUAUUGGAAUUUCUAUGAGUAUACCACCUGGAAUCUGGAUCCAGGAGCUCAGAGUUGAAGAAGGAACACAGAGCUCAAAACAUGGGAGCCGCAGUCAAUCAUUUGGAAUUUAGAACCCGAACUGACCCUGGAACCAGCGCUUCAGUAGUCAGUCCUUCAAUGUAAGCGCAGAGCCGUUGAAAAAAACAGGACUGUAUGACCAGGACCGACCUCAUGUUUAUUUAUUAGUUUGUUGUAUAGCUGCACUGAUAGGAAAACAACUGCAUAGUUGAAAGCCAGUUCCGGGUAGGCAUCUGCCAUACUGCUGUCACCUAUCUUAUGUGUUCAGAUCAGUGCAGGAGAAGAGACGAGAACGCCACUUUACACUAUUGGGAUGCAGCCUUUUUGUUGUCACUAAAGUGGAGGUCUUUCCCUUGGCCAGCAGGGAGAGUGUUCUAUCACAAGAUGGCUAGAACCACAAAUGGUUCUGUGUUUUAGUUAGAAGUAUCUUUGACCUCUGACCUCUAAUAAAACGUUAUGGACCCCUCAUGAUGUAAACAUGUUCAGCAUCCCAGAGAUUGACAAAACUUGAGGAAUUGCUUUCUUUAGGAUUUGUUUAGGUAGGGGUAAUAUUUUAGGUAGGGGUAAGGAGUGUUGCGGGUAUAAGGUUAGGGUUUGUUGUUUCUCAUAGGUGGUUAAAGCCUGUAGACUAGUGGUUCUGUUCAUUGCCUCAUCAACUUGCAGGUGUUCUUGUCCUGUUACCCUGGCAACUCCAGUGAGCUCUACUAUAGAUGGCCAUGGUGGGUCAGAUUCAGCAGACACAGAAAUACAUCUCAUAGAAUGGACAUAUUUAGGUAUUGUAUUCCUGCCAGAGGACUGGACUGUCCUCAUCCUCACUAUUUAUAAGUGUUGUGUAGUCACUCAAUCACACUUCCAUGUUGGAAGGGCCUCGAAAUAUCUAGAGGAGAACCGUGUUCCUUCUAUGUCUUCUGUUUCUACGGUCCAUCCUCUGUGGUACCUGACUUGGAGCCAUAAUCAUACUAUUGAUGGCAUUGAAUGUA